GCCUGUCCGGGAUCAGCUGCUGGGUGGGACUCUGCAGCCAGCUGGAGGAUUGACAGUUUGGAGAUCAGUGAGUGUAGCGUUUGAAUGGAAACGGCAUCGGCAACUUCUGUCCGGAUGCAUCGUUAAAAUACAGCAUAUUUCUAGAAAGUCUCCCAUCAGCUGUAGAGAGAACACGUUAUUUGCUUAUGUAUUCCCAUUGUAAAGUGCGUAACAAGCGCUUUGCAAAGUGAGUUUCCUCACAGGCUUCACUACGCAGUUUAGCAGAAUGCAAACCAUGAAGCUGCAGAAGAAAGUUAGAGAUCUAAAAGCAAACUGCGUCAGAUAGUCUGCUGCUACUAGACUGCAACCAUGUAGCUAGUUUGUUUUGGUUAUUCAUUCAGCAGAAUAUGACAUUUGCAGUUACCAUGCAAGACACUUUUGAAGAGUAGCCCGUAGGUUGUGAGUGAACUAUAGGAAGCAGAAUCAGUAAAGAGAGGUUUAUCUGCGCUCCCAUCCACGCAGUUUGCAGCUUCUGCUCCUCCUGACAAACAUGGCAAGACUACGGAGGAAAGCUUGCAUAGCUCUGUUUCUCUUUACGCUGUUUAUCUUUGGAGCCAUGAUGGGGCUGCGGACCCUGAAGCCCACUGACGGCUUCUCGGAUCUGUCUCCGGGCGUGGAGCUCCUGCCGAUGAUCGGGGGGAAGAUGGACCGGAGAUCCGUGUCCCGUGACGCCUCCGCUGCUCCUGGUGAAGCCCAACCGGGAGCUAGCAACACCAAAGCAGUUCUGUCCAACUCCGGACCCGAGGGGACUAUAUUUUAUGAUGUUCAUAUUUUUUACUACACCUGGUACGGUAACCCAAACUUGGACGGUAAAUACAUUCAUUGGGACCACAUACUGGUUCCUCACUGGGACAUCAAAGUAGCUUCAAGCUAUCCGAGAGGGAGACACAUGCCACCCGAGGACAUCGGUUCCAGUUUCUACCCCGAACUUAAUCCGUACAGCUCGAGGGACCCGGACGUGUUGGAGUCCCACAUGGAGCAGAUCGGGGCAUCUGCUGCAGGGGUUCUGGUCCUGUCCUGGUAUCCUCCGGGCUUUGCUGACGACAACGGGGAACCCACUGAGGAUUUGGUACCAUCUGUACUGGAUGCUGCAUAUAGACACAACCUCAAGGUUGCAUUUCACAUCCAAUCAUACAGAGAACGAAACGACCAGAGUGUGCACGACAACAUCAAGUAUAUCAUUGACAGGUAUGGUGACCAUGGAGCCUUCUUCAAGUAUACUACCAACACAGGGAAGAGCCUUCCUCUAUUUUACAUCUACGACUCGUACCUGACUCCUCCAGAGUCCUGGUCUGAAUUCCUGACACCCACCGGUGCCCACAGUGUGCGAGACUCAGCCUACGACUCCAUCUUCAUCGCCCUGAUAGUGGAGGAGCGCCACAAGCACGACAUCCUCGCCGGGGGCUUUGAUGGCAUGUACACUUAUUUUGCCUCCAACGGUUUCUCCUUCGGCUCUUCUCACCAGAACUGGAAGACAAUCAAAGCUUUCUGUGACGGCAAUAAUCUCAUCUUCAUCCCCAGCGUUGGACCCGGUUAUAUCGACACUAGCAUCCGGCCGUGGAACAACCACAACAUGCGCAACAGGGUGAACGGUCGCUACUUUGAGACGGCCCAGCAGGCGGCGCUCAAUGCCAGGCCAGAAAUCGUCACCAUCACUUCCUUUAAUGAAUGGCACGAGGGGACGCAGAUAGAGAGAGCGAUGCCCAAAAAAACUGUGACUCGUGUUUACUUGGACUAUCAGCCACACGGACCCGAUCACUACCUGGAGUUGACCCGUCGCUGGGCAGAGCAGUUCAACAAAGAGAAGCAGCAGUGGCUCAUGUGAGCUUUUAGACAGACUUGAAACGGCAUGCUAUAGUGAAGAGUGUGUAGUGUACACAUGAAGGAGAAAUAUAGGGGGGUGAAUGUGGGGGGUGAAUGUAGGAGCUGUUGAGAUGUGAGUGUAUAAGGACAUGCUAUGACCUUCAACAAGACAAGAUGCGCGAGUUUCUGUGCAUGCAUAUGUUUGUGCACACAUGCUGAUCUGGCAGGUUAGGACACUGUGUCCUCAGUACGAAUUGUCCUGGUUGGGUUUUGGGGUAAAGCUGUAAUAAAGGGUUAUUCUGGGGACGUUCUGAAAUGCUUCGUCAGCAGUCUCUUGCUCUUUUCUAAAUUAAUGCAACUUAAUAAACUAAACAAACACACUAAGAAAACUGUAACCAUGAAAUAAAGAAUCCAUUACAAUCCCCCGACACUUAAUGCACACUUUAUGUCUAACACUGUUUCUGUAUACAGAUGUUCCAGUUUACCAGAAGGAUUGAUUGAGGUGAGGACAUGGUGUUUAAAAAGCAGUAAGUGAGGGUUAAGCAAGUGGCAAUAACAGGUUAGUAUUUUGUAAAUACUUGAAUUCCCUCUCUGGCAGAAGAUAAGAUUGAUACCACUCUCAUAUCGGCCUGUUAAAUAUGACACCAGUUAGCUUAGCUUAGCAUAAAGACUAGAAAAAGGGAAACAGCUCAGUUCUGUCCAAUGAUAACGCAAUGAAUUGACCAGCAGCACAUUUAAAGCUCAUUUAUCAACACAUCUUCAAAUCUAGAUUCCCCUCAAAGAGUCAGUUGUUAUUUUGUAUUAUUUGAAAUAACAUAUUUGAAUUUUUGUUUUUGUAGUUAUUUACGAUUUUUUCAAAUUUGUUUAAAGAGGCUGUGUUAUUAAAACUAAUGAUGAGCUUAACAAACAUUUCAGAAAAAGUACGUUUGUUGGCAAGUAAAAUAAUAUACCCUGAAGUGUAAAGCAUUCAGAUUAGCAUCAACAUCAGCAUAAGUCAAUCCAUCUGGAAGUAAAGUGAAUCAGACAGCCCGUCUUAUGGCUGCAAAAACAGUCCAAAUAUAGCAACAUUUCCCUAAUAUUUACAGAUGUACCAGUUAGCUAAUCUGAGAUUUGGUGUCAUUUCCUUUUAUGGAGAGAAGCCAUGUUCAUCGUGGGCAACAUAACCUUCAGUUACUUUAAUAAAAACAACUGAAUGGGAAGUUUUAAGGCCAAGGCUCUAUGUUGAAAAGUGGAUAAAUGAAUAGAAAUGUACCAAUUCCUGGAGCACUCUGUUAUAUGGACUCGUUUGAUAAAAGCCUGCUGUCUAUUCAAGUAAAAGGGUACUUUAAAUAAAAGUAUGCUGGUACU
This is a messenger RNA of Trematomus bernacchii (emerald rockcod), 3189 nucleotides long. Its product is annotated as glycoprotein endo-alpha-1,2-mannosidase-like protein. Bases 530 to 1864 code for a protein of 444 amino acids. The transcript has 4 exons. The record is from RefSeq and is a predicted model, not a curated record. Gene Ontology annotation, cellular component: Golgi apparatus. Lineage: Eukaryota; Metazoa; Chordata; Actinopteri; Perciformes; Nototheniidae. Gene Ontology annotation, molecular function: alpha-mannosidase activity.